GUGAUGGAAAUGAAAUUUCGGCAAAAGCAUGGAGUGCUUUCUGCUACCGUAGAGCUCUAACUCUCAGCCGCAGUGGGAUGGAGAUGAAGUCGAUAUAGAAUCAGGUAGCUGUUGUUCCUUUGUUGUCUGUGUUCGCCAUCCAUGGCUGGGAUGCUCCCGGGAGUGGAAUUUGCCCGGAGAAGGCGACUCCACCACGGCGGCUCAACGGAUUCAUCCACCGGUACGAGGAGAUCAUCUUAUUGUUUACAUACAAUAGGAUGUGAAGCACAUCUUUCCGCUACUGGCUCCAUGCAAAGAACCAUUUUGAACAAAGAAGUCCACGAAGGAGCACUUGGAUCGAUGGCUCGGGAGGCCAAGGAGAGACUGGAUGCAAGACUAAAGAUCAAGAGGUAUCGUGGCUUGGAAAGCAACAGCGAGUGCGGUAGCGAGCAAGUGAUCCCAGGGAGUGUGCAGGGAGAGGUGUUCUCGUCCAAGAGCACCAGAAAGUUCAGCUGGAGUAAGAAGCUGGGGUGGACGGCAUCCGAGCAAGCGGAAUGUGCAAUCUGUUUGGAGGAGUUCAAGAGGGGAGAUGUGCUACUUCGCUUGCCUUGUGCUCACAGGUUUCACUGUGACUGUGUGGUGCCAUGGCUGCAGAGUAACUCCCACUGUCCAUGUUGCAGAACAACGAUCUUUCCUCAAAGCUGUCGGUAGUGUAGCUAUGGCGAUAAUUUACAGAGACUGCUUAGUGACGCUACUGGAAAUAGGUGGUGUAAUUUAUGAGAAAAUUUAUGUCAAUAACAAAAAUCACUUCAAAAUCCA
Musa acuminata AAA Group (dessert banana) is the source of this 798-nucleotide messenger RNA. RefSeq names its product probable E3 ubiquitin-protein ligase RHY1A. Gene Ontology annotation, molecular function: ubiquitin protein ligase activity. Gene Ontology annotation, biological process: ubiquitin-dependent protein catabolic process. Lineage: Eukaryota; Viridiplantae; Streptophyta; Magnoliopsida; Zingiberales; Musaceae. The coding region runs from base 142 to 690 and encodes 182 amino acids. The transcript has 3 exons. The record is from RefSeq and is a predicted model, not a curated record.